Messenger RNA from Colius striatus (speckled mousebird), 2495 nucleotides. It is a transcript of the gene WDR77, whose product is annotated as WD repeat domain 77. The record is from RefSeq and is a predicted model, not a curated record. NCBI's taxonomy places the organism in Eukaryota, Metazoa, Chordata, Aves, Coliiformes, Coliidae. Gene Ontology annotation, biological process: oocyte axis specification. Gene Ontology annotation, cellular component: methylosome. Gene Ontology annotation, molecular function: protein binding. The transcript is spliced from 10 exons. Bases 28 to 1059 code for a protein of 343 amino acids.
GCCGCCGGCCGCGCUCGCGCCGCCGCCAUGGAGCAGCCGCAGCCGCCGGCGGGAGACGAGCCCGCGGCCGGGCCCGAGUGGAACAUCCCGCCCAACGCGCCCGCCUGCAUGGAGCGGCACCUGGAAGGCGCACACUACCGAGCAGACGGGGCUCUGCUGCUGGGCGCUUCGGGGCUGAGCGGCCGCUGCUGGGCCGGUUCCCUCUGGGUCUUCGCCGACCCCCGGCGCGCCCCCAGCGAGGGAUUCUGCACGGCCGGCGUCCAGACCGAGGCGGGCGUCGCGGACCUGCGCUGGGUAGCGGACAGGGGCAUCCUGGUGGCCUCCGACUCCGGCGCUGUGGAGCUGUGGGAGCUGGACGAGAACGAAACCCUCAUCGUCAACAAGUUCUGUAAAUACGAACACGAUGACAUCGUGGUGGCCGUGGCCGUGCUGGCCAGCAGCAGCCAGGUUGUCAGCGGCGGCAGGGACUGCUGCGUUAAGGUCUGGGACCUGCCCCAGCAAACGGUGCUGCACUCCUACAGAGCUCACUCCGGUGCAGUGACAUGUGUGGCUUCCUGUCCUGGUAAGGACACUGUGUUCCUGUCCUGUGCUGAGGACAGCAGAACUUUGCUCUGGGACACCAGAUGCCCCAAACCAGCUACUCGAAUCGUUUGCAGUGCCUGUAAUCACCUUCCUACCUCAGUCAUGUGGCAUCCACAGAAAAGUGACAUCUUUGCUUUGGGUGAUGAAAAUGGAACAGUUGCACUGGUAGACACCAAGAAUCCCGACUCUGCCCUCAGCUCCUCGGUGCACGCCCGCAGCGUCACGGGCUUCGCCUUCUCUGCACAUAGUUCACCCUUACUGGCUUCAAUCAGUGAGGACUGUUCAGUAGCUGUGCUUGACUCAGACCUCACAGAGGUGUUCAGAAACCGCUCUCAUCGAGACUUUGUAAAAGGCUUAUCAUGGUCUCCUUCAGACAAUGCUUUGCUCACUACAGUUGGAUGGGAUCACCAGGUUUUACACCACACUGUCCCCAUACCAACUGGUGAAGCUUCUGGAGUCAACUGUGUAAAAGAAUAGUUUUAUAAACUCAUGGUCCAAAUUCCUUCCUGGCGUUACUUUGAUUCUGCCGCAGUCAGAGGUGUGUGGGAGCUGGAGCAGGUAUGGUUUGUUGUCUGCCUUGAAGCUUGUGACUAAGUUCCUGUAGUAAUUUUGAGUUAGGCAUGUUAGUUACAAACCAAGCUUUACCCUCUCCUCUGGAGGUGGCUUCACCUCAGUGUUGUACUUAGGAAAAAAUUUGACUUGGGGCACAGAGGAGAGUGGGAGAGACACGGAAUUGGGUAUCAUUAAAAACCACCCCAAAACAACAAACACCCACCCAAAAAGCUUAAUUCCUCCUUCAGUUCUCCAAACCAUCUGAGGCCAGCUCAGAGGGGCUGAGACUGCAGCAUGCUGGAAGCCAGCAGAGGUUAGUCAGUGCUGUGCUGUUUGACACCUUGUUUCAUCUCCUCUGUGCCAAAGACAACUCAGCCAAAGACAAGACCUGUGAACAGAAGUUCAUGUAAGAGGAAAACUGGACUGAAGGCUUCAGUUUUCAUUUGCUUGCUCCUCUAAACACCCUCUGCUUAGUGAGAAAUGAGACUCCCUACGUGCUGAGUGGCUUUUUGUGCCAGUGACUGAGGGGAGCAGAUAUUCCCACGCUCCCCAAAACAGACCCCACAUCACCCUGUGGUGUACCACAGACUUUGCCAACUAAACUGUUUCCCUGGAACAUAUUUAACUGAAAAACCUCCUUGCCCUGCAUGCAUUGCCACUGCUUCAGGUAUGGCUUGGUCUGGUCUAAUAGUGCCUGGAUGGAAUAACACAGGUCCUGACUAAUGACACAGAAUGCUGUGGAAGUGGAUGCUGCUCCUGUUGGAUCAGCACAACAGCAACCCUAAACUAGACACCACAUCCAGUGUGCUUGUUAACACAGGUUUUAGCUGAUCCAAAUCACGCUGCUUUUUGUAGGCAGACCAGGUGACCCUGCUUCUGCAGGGGGUUGGACUAGAUGGUCUCUGAAGGUCCCUUCCAACCCCACCAUUCUCUGAUUCUCAGCUCUCCCAAGCUCACAGCUUUUCUUAGGCUCUUUUCAAACCUCGUUUGCCAUGAGUUCCCCUGUCAGGCAGCUGUUACAGAGCAGACUUUCUGAUCAGUACUUGUGUAUGACAAGGAAGUGGUGAAUGAUUGUAAAAACUGACAAGUUUCUGCAGAAGUACCCCCCAAACAACCAAAAUAGUUACCUGCUCCAGCCCUGUGAUGACGUCCUGGAGGCUGAGACAGGUCUUGUGCUGCUUCUGACAAAGUCUUGGAAAAAAGUGGAAGACAGUUUUAAAAGAAGUCAGUUUUCAUUUGUAACAGGGUGUUAAGUUCCACUGGGCCACUUCUGUGGUAGUGGAGAGCCAGCUGAGGUGAUUGACACCAUCCACAUGAAGUUGUGAUUUCAGUCCCUGGAAUUAAAACUGUUCUUACGUCAA